UAGCGUUUAGUUGGUUUUCGCAGCCGCUGUUGGGCUGUUUCCAUUGAGUAAAGUCGCGGCGCGCGUGAGGCUUCGAAUUGAUUGUAGUUGGUUGGCUGCUGGUUUGGUUUUUUUUUACUGCUGCAGAGCAACGUUACUACUAGAAGUUGAGGCGUUACCUUAGUGGGAGGGGAUAUUCAUCGACGAGAGUCCCCCAGAAGUACUAAAAUUUUGGAAGUGAGCCCCGAUCAUCGGUUGUUGUGACCUUAGGGUGGCAUUUUUUCUGCAUAAAUACGUCUAAUUCGUGCUAUUGUUGGAACCGAUUAAAAAUGUGGUGAAGAAUAGCUGAAGAUACGUCGAUAACUUUGAACAGGUGGAUUUAGUGCCAAACAGCCCAUUCGUUAUCAUUCCGGUGGCGUGCGCGUGAAAAGUGUUGACAAAGUGACGAUAGUAGAUCAUUUAAUUGGGCCAUAAACAAGUGUUUUACGAGCAUAUGCUCAGUGGGCUACCGAUUAGUAGACCUACUGGAACAAAUCGCAAAAUAGUGCCUCGAUAAAGUGCGUGGUGAAGAAUUCAACUCAAUCGGCUCAACAACAUGACGGAGAGUCAUCGAUCAACGCUGGCAAAAUCACGCUGGAGUCAUAUGAUGUACUCACCACUGCUGCUGCUACUGUGCUGCGGUCUGGUGGCUCGAGGGCAAAUUACUAGACGCUUCCCGGCCGACUUUCGGUUCGGCGUCGGCUCGUCUUCCUAUCAGAUCGAGGGAGGUUGGAACGAAGGCGGCAAGGGCGAAUCGAUCUGGGAUCGUAUGACCCACCAGCAUCCGGAGAAAAUUGCCGACCGCAGCAAUGGCGAUGUCAGUGCCGAUAGCUAUCACAAUUGGCGACGAGAUGUCGAAAUGGUUCGAGAGCUCGGAGUUGACAUCUACCGAUUUUCGUUGUCGUGGCCUAGGAUUCUACCGAGUGGAUUCGUGAAUAGCGUCAGUAAAAAUGGAAUCCGAUACUAUGGUCGAUUGAUCGAUGAGCUGCUGAAGUACAACAUAACACCUAUGGUGACACUCUAUCAUUGGGAGCUACCUCAGAGGCUGCAAGAUUUGGGUGGAUGGUCUAAUCCGGAGAUGAUUCACUACUUCAAGGACUAUGCUCGGGUAGCCUUCGAGCAGUUUGGAGAUCGAGUCAAGAUCUGGACUACAUUCAAUGAGCCGUGGCAUGUUUGUGAGCAGGCUUACGGAAUCGACUUCAUGGCUCCAGCUCUUGAUUAUCCUGGUAUUCCAAGCUAUCUCUGCGCCCAUAACUUGCUCAAAGCUCACGCUGAAGCCGUCCAUAUGUAUCGAAGGCAGUUCCAGCCCAAACAACAUGGUUCAAUCGGGAUAACAACAGACAUUUCCUGGCCAGAACCUGCAUCCUCAAGUGAAGACGAUAAGGCUGCCUCGGAAUUAAGUCUCCAGUUCUACAUCGGUUGGUUCGCCCAUCCAAUUUUCUCCGAGACCGGAAACUAUCCGCAGGUGAUGAUCGACCGGAUUGGAGCUCUCAGUCGGCAGCAAGGUUUCCCUCGGUCUCGGCUCCCAACGUUCAGUCCGGAAGAGGUCGAUCGGAUUCGGGGAACGGCCGACUUUUUCGGUAUCAAUUCGUACACUUCGGUGUUGGUGCGUAAGAACGAUCGGAACAAUUCGGCCCAGUUUCCGGUGCCAUCGUUCAAUCACGAUAUGGGUGUGGUGGAGUCGGCGGAUCCGAGUUGGCCCAAAAGUGGGUCGGUGUGGUUGCAUGUUGUGCCAAUGGGAAUGAACAAGCUGCUCAAUUGGAUCCGCAAGGAAUACCGGAACCCACCGAUCUACGUGACGGAAAACGGUGUCAGCGAUCGAGGCGGCACCAACGAUCUGAAGCGCAUCGACUACUUCAACUCGUACCUGGAAGCCGUGCUGGACGCCAUCGAAGACGGUUGCAACGUGCAGAUGUACAUCGCCUGGAGUUUGAUGGACAGUUACGAGUGGAAGGCCGGCUAUACUGAAAAGUUUGGACUGUACCACGUGGACUUCACCAGUCCCAAUCGCACGAGAACUCCCAAGGCAUCGGCCAAGGUGUACUCCAACAUUGUUCGAACCCAUCGGAUAGAUUGGAGCUAUCGACCUGCCCCGGAAGUUAUGAUCCAAGCUCCGUCGCCCUAUCGAUCUACCGGUGGAGCGCUUGUUCCUGUGAUAUUCCUGAUGAUUACUGCCGUCGCAUUUGCACUCAAGUUUACCUACUGUAGAUAGAUAGGGGAAGGCCGCUGGAGAGACAGGGACGUGAUAGGUCGUGAAUCUCAAAGUGCCGAUAUAGUAUUCUUUAAUGUAUUUUAGGCAGUAAGGAAACCGAAGUCAUGUUGUUUAAACCAUUGAAUAUACCUAAUUUGUUAUGUGUAAAAUGAGGAAACCGUAUUUAAACCGCUCGUAAGUUCCAAUCGAAAGAAUAAAAACAACAUUUUUU
This is a messenger RNA of Uranotaenia lowii, 2441 nucleotides long. RefSeq names its product myrosinase 1-like. The transcript is spliced from 6 exons. Lineage: Eukaryota; Metazoa; Arthropoda; Insecta; Diptera; Culicidae. Gene Ontology annotation, molecular function: beta-glucosidase activity. The record is from RefSeq and is a predicted model, not a curated record. The coding region runs from base 575 to 2230 and encodes 551 amino acids. Gene Ontology annotation, biological process: carbohydrate metabolic process.